AUGGUUCCUCCUGCCAAUGUACAUGUUGAGGUAGGUGCAGAGAUGGUCGAUAUUCUCGACGCAGUCAUCACACACCCUGUAGUGACUCGAGCGUGGUGGACGGUAGGUUCCACGCGUCUCGCACCACUUGACUUGGACCGUUUGGCCUCACUUUCUCAACACGCGCUGCACGGGGAUGGCCAGUGCAUCUUCCGGAUCCACGAGAGAGUGACGACCCGUUUCGAAUGGCGUGUCGGCCAGCACGCAGGGCGAGUCCGGAUCCAGAUUGCGGCGCAGGAUGCCCGGAUCGCGGAAGGCGGUGACGAGCAUGUUGACGAUGGCUUGCAGGUAGACGUGGGAGAAAGUGGCGACGAUGGUACUUGA
This is a messenger RNA of Mycosarcoma maydis (corn smut), 363 nucleotides long. RefSeq lists its product as uncharacterized. The transcript has a single exon. Lineage: Eukaryota; Fungi; Basidiomycota; Ustilaginomycetes; Ustilaginales. The record is from RefSeq and is a predicted model, not a curated record. The coding region runs from base 1 to 363 and encodes 120 amino acids.